Staurois parvus is the source of this 262-nucleotide messenger RNA. The record is from the annotation of a GenBank genome assembly. NCBI's taxonomy places the organism in Eukaryota, Metazoa, Chordata, Amphibia, Anura, Ranidae.
UUUUUUUACACUGAUUGCUUUUACACCCAUAAUGGCUGUAAAAGCAAUCAUUUCUCCUUCUCUGGCUGCAUUCUUGCAGCCAUUGAGAAACACUGUGCUAGCUGUGAUUGUGAAUAGCCUUGUACCAUGGCAGCCCAUUCGCUUGAGUGAUCGUGCGGCACCGCGAUCCAGUGCUCGCUGUGUCUGGAGGACCGAUCGCUGUACGGGACCUCUGUGUGAGGUCCCGAUCAUGUCAUCACUGAUUGGCCAAUCAGUGAUCACA